This is a messenger RNA of Diaporthe batatas, 324 nucleotides long. RefSeq lists its product as uncharacterized. Bases 1 to 324 code for a protein of 107 amino acids. NCBI's taxonomy places the organism in Eukaryota, Fungi, Ascomycota, Sordariomycetes, Diaporthales, Diaporthaceae. The record is from RefSeq and is a predicted model, not a curated record. The transcript has a single exon.
AUGUGUGCACUCGCAGGAUGGGGUCGGCUUACGAACUUUGCCGCCACAGGACCUGCGACUGGCCCGGAGCAGCCUGGCAGCCAGAGCCGGAUGCAGAUUGCAGCUGGACGGCUGGAUCAUGGCGGGAGGUCAAAGCGCAACGCCCUCGGCAGGCGCACGAAUGACGCCGCCGUGGAGACAAGGGCGGCGGCGAUAACACGGCCGCUAGACACGGGUUUGGGCAAGUGGAUGAUCACGGCUCCCGGGCACCGUCUUUGCUCUCGCAGCGGAAGCGGGAGCAGUAGCAGUAGCAGUAGCAGUAGCGAAAACAUGCUGAUGUGCUGA